UAUGCGUAGCGUCUAGUCAGACCUUACUAAUCGAAAUAGUGUUGAUGUCUGUCUCCGCUUUCACGUCCCUCUGCUAACACACCGGGACCAAAUUUUCUUCGAAAGCAUGUUUUUAUCUGCUGCUGUUCGCUCUGCUGUGUCGCAGACGGCCAGGCAGGUCAGGGGUCUGCAUCAGUCUGCUACACGCUCAGCUGGAGGCCUCUUUGUGCACAGAGAUACUCCCGACAACAACCCAGACACACCAUUUGAGUUCACGGAGGAGAACAAAAAGAGAGUCCAGGCAAUCUUGUCCCAGUACCCUGAAGGACACAAGCAAGCAGCCACCAUCCCCGUUUUGGAUUUGGCUCAGAGACAACACGGAUGGCUCCCUAUCUCAGCCAUGAACAAGGUUGCUGAGGUAUUGGGGGUCGCUCCGAUGAGAGUGUAUGAAGUAGCUACAUUUUAUACCAUGUUUCUGCGUCAGCCUGUGGGAAAAUACUUCAUUCAGGUCUGCACAACGACACCCUGCAUGCUCUGCAACUCCGACAGCAUUCUGGAAGCCAUCCAGAACAAACUGGGUAUUAAGGUUGGAGAAACCACUCCAGAUAAGAUGUUCACUCUAAUAGAAGUGGAAUGCCUGGGCGCCUGUGUGAAUGCUCCGAUGGUCCAGAUCAAUGACAACUAUUAUGAGGACCUUACGCCAAAGGAUAUUGAAGUUAUCAUUGAUGAAUUGAAGGCAGGAAGAGUUCCACCACCUGGACCAAGGAAUGGCCGUUUCUCUUGUGAGCCUGUUGGCGGAUUAACUUCUCUCAAAGGACCUCCCCCAGGACCUGGAUUUGGCGUAAGAUCGGACCUGUAGACAAAUGUGGGACACCUAAUCUAAAUUUGUUGAAAGGAAUUUGUCCCUAAAGCUAUAAUGUUUAAACUGAAAUGACUGUGUAAAUAAAAUAUUCAUGUACCUGU
Molecule: messenger RNA, 942 nt
Organism: Nothobranchius furzeri (turquoise killifish)
Lineage: Eukaryota; Metazoa; Chordata; Actinopteri; Cyprinodontiformes; Nothobranchiidae
Gene: ndufv2
Product: NADH:ubiquinone oxidoreductase core subunit V2
Biological process (GO): mitochondrial electron transport, NADH to ubiquinone
Molecular function (GO): NADH dehydrogenase activity
Source: RefSeq, a predicted model, not a curated record